AGCGAGGCUACCGGUUUGGAGUCUUGCACGUGUGAAACUUAUAUCAGAUCCGAAGGAAACUUUUGGUAAAACUUUUCGUAUUUAGUAGAGAUCUCCUUCGUUUUUGAUGUCCUGGAUAUUUGGAGUAAACAAGCCGCCUCCGCCCGGAGAAGGACCGCCCCUGAUCCCUGGCGCUCCGCCUGGGGCAGGCGGUGAUGACGGUGGAGGGAAGGAUGACAAACCGGAGAAUGAAGGGUCCAAAGCUGCCCCAGUUUGGAGAAGCUUUGAUCCGUCGGGUCUUGAGCGAGCUGCCAAAGCUGCGAGAGAACUUGAGAAAUCACAUCACUCUCAAGAAGCACUGGAGAUGGCUAGAAUUCAGGAAACAACAAAACAGUUGGAGCAGCAGAAGAAAAUCAAGGAAUAUGAGGCAAAUAUUGAACACAUGCAAUUGGACAGAAUACGAGUGGAACAGGAAGAAAAGAGAAAAACUCUUGCAGCAGAAACUCAGCAACACCAGAAGCGUGCUGAGUACCAAGACCAGUUAGCAAGGAAGCGUUAUGAUGAUCAGCUUUUGCAACAGCGACGUAUGAAUGAAGACAACUUGGCUAAACAAGAAGAGUCAGUCAAGAAACAAGAGGCUAUGAAAAGAGGUACAAUUGAGUAUGAGGCUGAUUUAAAACAUCAAAAUGAAAUGAAGAGGCUGGAAGCAGAGCUUCGUGGCAAAGCCAAGAUCGAACGUGAAAACAAGGAUAUCAAACUGGAAAAGAUUAGAGUUAAGGCUGCCGAGCAGAGAGAAACUGUGCUGCAGUCAAUCAAGACAGCUGGAAGUAUACUUGGAGCAGGGUUUGAUGCUUUCAUCUCAGACUGGGACAAAAUAUCAGCCACAGCAGCUGGUUUGACUCUUCUUGCCUUGGGAGUGUACACAGCUAAAUAUGGUACUGGAGUAACCGCGAGAUUUAUUGAAGCACGCUUAGGGAAACCAAGUCUUGUUCGAGACACAUCAAGGUUGAGUGUUUUUGGUGCUGUAAGGCACCCAAUCCAGACUGUUAGAAAAAUGUUUGUUAACUAUGAAGAUUCAUUACAAGGAAUUAUUUUAAAGCCCUCCCUCGAAACAAGGCUUCAAGAAGUUAGCAAGGCAACAGCCAACACAAAGAAAAACAAAGGACUCUACAGAAAUCUGUUGUUUUAUGGCCCACCAGGAACUGGGAAGACUAUGUUUGCAAAGAGCCUCGCCAAGCAUUCUGGGAUGGAUUACGGCAUCAUGACGGGAGGUGACAUUGUUCCUAUGGGGAAGGAGGGUGUGACGGCCAUGCAUAAAGUAUUUGACUGGGCACAGACUUCAAGGAGAGGACUUUUGCUCUUUGUUGACGAAGCGGACGCUUUUUUGCGGAAACGUAAUCAGGAAAAGAUGAGCGAAGACUUGCGAAGUACACUCAAUGCCUUCCUCUACAGAACUGGAGAAUCUUCGCGCAAGUUUAUGCUCGUCCUCGCCAGUAACCAGCCUGACCAGUUUGACUGGGCCAUCAAUGACAGGUUAGACGAGAUGAUCGAGUUUGGUCUGCCAUCCCUCGAGGAACGGGUCCGAUUAGUCCGUCAAUAUUUUGAAGAGCACGUGUUAAAGCCGGCUACCACUGGAUCUCGCGCCAGUCGGAUGAAAAUUGCAAACUUCGACUUCAGCAAGAAAUGUCACCAAAUUGCUGAAGUAACGAGAGGACUUUCUGGAAGAGAAAUCUCUAAAAUAGCGAUCGCUUGGCAGGCCAGCGCUUACGGUUCGCCCGAUGGCGUCCUAACAGAAGAAAUGAUGGAUGAAAGAGUAGAGGAAGCUGUCCGACAACACAAACAGAAAGUAGAAUGGCAUCAAACUGAGUCACCGACGGACACUGUUGAGUCAACCACAACGACAGAGAAAACCAGAGUAUCUACGCCAAAAAGAACUUAGAAAAAAUCCGUCGCAAUGAGAGACUGGUUUUUCGUUAUGGGAAUGUUAUUGGAAAUAAAGGUUGCCGGGCGUCGCCCAAGAGAAAGCUACAAAAAAGCAAGAUUUAAAUUUUCAUCGCACUCUUUCAAUCGGGAAAGUUCAGUCAGUCACUCGACUGCAAAGGAAAGCUUCGAAAUUGUCAGUCACAAACAAGAAGCCAGCAAAGUGUCCAGUCGGCAACACGUGACACAAUCGUGACGUCUUCGUAGCUAAAUCUCUCUGUCAGAGACCAAUCCGUGAAAGAGCUGCCAACACCUGUACGUGCAAUUUAUCGGCACGUGACUAUUUUGACUUCUCCGCCCCUCACACUAAGUUUUUCGGUUAGCAAAAAUUAUUUUGUACGGAGAGUUGUAUGGAAAUGGAAGUUUUCUCACACUCUCCAGCUAGGCCCGCUAGGUCCUCGGCUAUUUGAAAGAGUAAUUUGGCAAUUCACCGUCAAUAGGAGGACACGAAUUAAAAAUGGACGUUAAUUUAUUUCGUAGAGUUGCUACGCAACUACACAUCUCUGCAAAUCAUGUGAACUGACGAUGGAAUACCUUCACGGUUUGUUUGUCAGAAAUCAAAGCUUUAUUCUCCGUAGGGAAAAUGGUGUAACACAAUGGUAGAGCAAGCUGCCCAACCUGUUUAGCGAUUGACUUUUAAUUAUUAAUAUAAUUAAGGUGAUGUAAAUAUAAACGUUGUGAAGAA
Messenger RNA from Orbicella faveolata, 2644 nucleotides. Its product is annotated as ATPase family AAA domain-containing protein 3-B-like. Gene Ontology annotation, biological process: mitochondrion organization. The record is from RefSeq and is a predicted model, not a curated record. Lineage: Eukaryota; Metazoa; Cnidaria; Anthozoa; Scleractinia; Merulinidae. Gene Ontology annotation, molecular function: zinc ion binding; ATP binding; ATP hydrolysis activity. Gene Ontology annotation, cellular component: mitochondrion.